UUCUUAUGCCAUUUGAAGGGUAAGUGUAACAGCUUUACGAGUAGGAAAUUUCGAAUUUAUAAGGCGUUGAUGUUAAUGCAUGCAGGCUUGAGUUCAUGUUCUCAGUUCUGUGGUAAGAGAUGGACAAAUUAUUGUAGCGAAUCAGCUUUACGGGGAUAUUAUUUCAUGUCCAUGUUAAUGUUCUCACUUCUGUGUGUGUGUGUUUUGUUUAUCUCUAUCCAGUCAAGAGGUUGUAAUGUUGUAUUUGGUAUAAUUAUGUGUGUAUAUUUUUGGCUGUACUUGGAUUUGCUUCUUGCGUUCCUUAUUGGGGGUUAUUGGCUUGUGGCUUGAAACUAGUGCUCCUGUGUGUUUUGACUUUGAAGCAAUACUCCUAUCUUAUAUUAUGCAUAUGUUUUAUUGGAUGUGGUGCAAGCUUGAUGACCUUUGAGUGUGAUGUUUAUUCUUCAUUAUAUGUUUUGUUGGGAUAGCUGCAGGGUACGUAAAAGUGAAGCUUUGAUAUGGCUGCAGCUACGGCAGCUGCAUCUUCUGCUAGUGUACGGUAUGCACCAGAGGACCCUUCGCUUCCAAAACCAUGGAGAGGACUGGUUGAUGGUAGGACUGGAAAUCUUUACUUCUGGAACCCCGUGACCAAUGUAACCCAGUACGAGAGACCUGUUGCCUCCUCGGGUGUAAGCUCGGAACAGUCUAACAAUGCUUUGGGUUCAUCUGCUGCUGAAAAGGACCCACAGUGCCGUGGAUCUCAUGAUGAAGGCAGAUAUAGCAAUGCUGGUUCAGCAAAGUACACUUCUGAUCCAGAAAUUGACCAGUCUGCCAGAAACAGACCUGAUUAUUCACAGAGUGAUCCAGAUGUGGCAAAAAAUGCUGUGCAUAAACCCAUUGAAUCUAAAGGCCCAGAAACUGGGUUGUCUGUGGAGGCAUAUUGUCGUCGUCAUGAAAUUUCUGUAACUGGAGGAAAUGUCCCGCCUUUCAUGUCAUUUCAAUCCACUGGUUUUCCUUCAGAGAUAUUAAGAGAGGUGCGAUAUUUGCUCCAGAGAGGAGCCAAAUGUCGUACACUGUGUCACCCUGCUUUUGGGACUUGCUUAUUAUUGGAGUGCUCUUACAGGUCCUUCAAUUCAUGUGAAGGGCUUCUUGACUCACACUGAGGACUUGCCUUCUUGGUGAUUUAUAAACUGGCCUCUGGUCAGAAGAGAAGAAGAAUCAUACUCUCACUCUUGCUCACAUCAGCAAAUAGUGCCUGAUAACGCUAGAGGAUGAGGCUUCUUCUUUUCUUGGAAACUUGCAUAAGUUCAUGACAAGCCAGUCCUAUUUGGAGCAGUAGUGCACUACAUCUGCUUAUACAGAUCCUUAAUUUUCUUUUCUUCUUUUUGUUCCCCUUAUCUCUGUUUCUCGCCCU
Molecule: messenger RNA, 1393 nt
Organism: Salvia miltiorrhiza (redroot sage)
Lineage: Eukaryota; Viridiplantae; Streptophyta; Magnoliopsida; Lamiales; Lamiaceae
Product: DEAD-box ATP-dependent RNA helicase 46-like
Exons: 4
Coding region: 498-1142 (214 amino acids)
Molecular function (GO): protein binding
Source: RefSeq, a predicted model, not a curated record